CAAGCUGAAAUGGGGAGGAGUCCGACACGGUUGGUUCAGCUCAGGACGGACUGAAGGACAAACAAGCAGAAAGGAAUAUUUGCCGAAACAUUGUGGGGGCAGAAAAACUUCCAAAGUACCUGAAAAAAUGUCGUUGUCUCCAGCGGCCUUCGCAGCUCGUCGGCUGCUCGCUGCUGCGUCACACUCAAGCCAUGAGGGAGGAGCAAGAACCUGGAAGAUCCUGACAAUCGUCAUGGCCAUCCCCGGCGUCGGGAUCUGCAUGGCCAACGCCUACAUGAAGGCACAGGCCCACUCCCAUGAUCAUCCAGAAUUUGUGCCGUAUUCACACCUGCGUAUCCGCACCAAGAGAUUCCCCUGGGGCGACGGGAACCACACUUUGUUCCACAACUCUCACACCAACGCUCUGCCUGACGGCUUCGAGAGCUCGGAUCACUGAGAUGAGAAUUAUUUAUCUCGGCUGCCAGCUUUAAGCUGCACCUGCAUUAAAUGUACCGACCAAAAUAAAACUGGCACCGCCAUCAGCAAAAGUAACAGUAAUAAAAUGACUUCAUGCUGGAUUAAAAUGACAGCUGCUUGUUUUGCUUUUUUCUUUAUCUAUUAAUGAAGAAACAUAUUUUCACAUCUUUGUCUUAAUCAACGAGUGU
Messenger RNA from Fundulus heteroclitus (mummichog), 644 nucleotides. Its product is annotated as cytochrome c oxidase subunit 6A, mitochondrial. The coding region runs from base 128 to 436 and encodes 102 amino acids. The record is from RefSeq and is a predicted model, not a curated record. Gene Ontology annotation, cellular component: mitochondrial inner membrane. The transcript has 4 exons. Lineage: Eukaryota; Metazoa; Chordata; Actinopteri; Cyprinodontiformes; Fundulidae. Gene Ontology annotation, biological process: mitochondrial electron transport, cytochrome c to oxygen. Gene Ontology annotation, molecular function: enzyme regulator activity.